Molecule: messenger RNA, 2783 nt
Organism: Oxyura jamaicensis (ruddy duck)
Lineage: Eukaryota; Metazoa; Chordata; Aves; Anseriformes; Anatidae
Gene: CALCOCO2
Product: calcium binding and coiled-coil domain 2
Exons: 12
Coding region: 66-1406 (446 amino acids)
Biological process (GO): xenophagy; positive regulation of autophagosome maturation
Cellular component (GO): PML body; autophagosome
Source: RefSeq, a predicted model, not a curated record
CUUGUCCUUGUCCUCCACCUCCUCCUUGCUGUCGCAGGGGUUUCUGCCCGAGCCUCUAGGCUUCCAUGAUGGAUGAGACUUUGGACGAACCUCCCACUUCCGCUGUCUUCUUAGACAACUGCCACUUCUCCCAGGUCAUCUUUAACAAUGUGGAGAAGUUUUAUGUUCCUGGAGGAGAUGUAAUCUGUUAUUAUACUCUCACACACAACAUAGUUCCUCGUGGGAAGGACUGGGUAGGCAUCUUCCGGGUGGGAUGGAAAACAACCCGGGAAUAUUACACAUUCAUGUGGGCUCCUCUGCCUGGUGAUGUCCAUGGUGAUACCACUGUGCAGCAACAGAUCCAGUUCAAAGCUUACUACCUGCCAAAGGAUGAUGAAUACUACCAGUUCUGUUACAUUGACCAGGAUGGUGUGGUCCGUGGAGCCAGUGUUCCUUUCCAGUUCAGAGCAGAGACUGAGGAUGAUAUCCUGGUGGUUACCACACAGGGAGAAGUGGAAGAGAUUGAACUACAAAACAAAAAUUUGCUUAAAGAAAAUGAGGAGCUGCAAGCAACCUGUGCAAAUCUCCAGAAACAAAACACAGAACUGCAAGAAGAGCUCAAGAAGACACAGGAGCUGCAGAAUGGUUUAGAAUCUCUUAGGAGUAGCACAGAAAAACUGGAGCUGGAGCUGAAUUCCCUGAAAAAGGAAAAUAAACAUCUAAAAGAGCUGGAUAAGUGCAGAGAGGCAGAACUGCACCUAUUCAAAGAGCAAAUUCAGAAUGUGACCUCUGAAAAGGUACACUUGGAAACCAGAUUGAAAACAGCCCUGGAUCACAUGGAUCAGCUGCAGUCUCAAGUGUUGAAUUAUGAGAAAGAAAUGGAAAACCUGGUUCGUAAGGACCAUAACAAGACUGAGCAGCUUGAAAGUUUAAAGGAAGAGAAUCGUCAGUUAUGCAUGACUAUAACUCAACAGCAACAGGACAGGGACUUAAUGAAAGAACUUGAAGAGCAGAGACAUUUGUUUCAGAUUUUGCAGGCAAAAAAGAAUGAAUCUGAUGAGGAAAAACAGAAACUGGGGGAAGAGAAUGAUACCCUUCUGAGGCAUCUCUCUCAGACUAGAGAUGUUUCUUCUUUCUCUGCUGUUUUGCAAGCUCAGGCCCCAGUUCCAGCUCCUGAAGCAGGAUGCCUUGUGUUUGGUAAUCCAUAUUAUGCUGCAGAAGCAAACCUGAAGUCAAGAGCUGCCAGAAUAGAUUCUAUAAGGAAAUGCCCCAUGUGUGAUGACAUAUUUCCUGAAGAUAUUGAAGCAAGUGACUGUGAGGCCCACGUGCAGAGCCAUCUUCUGGAGUGCCCACUCUGCAAUGAGACCUUUGAGAAGUCCAAUCAGCAGGUGUUUGAUGACCAUAUUUUUUGUCAUGACCUGGAAUAAUACUGAAUUCAUAUCUGUUCUGUAGAAUAGGUGGCAUAGGCCACAGGAUAGAAUAGAGCAAAAGUAUUCUAUAGACUUGAUUCAUACUAAUAAGAUCAACCUAACAAAACUGCAUAUGCUACUGGUGCUGUGAUUCUGAACUUCCUGUUCCAUGCAGUAUGUGCAUAGUUGGGUCAAACAUAAAUUGGGUCAAAUAUCCAUAUCCUGAAACUGAAUUGUCAUCAACUUAAGUCUUCCAUCUUGGAUCAAAUAUAUAUGCUUUUUAAAUGAGUCACAAAUCCUAUCGUUAGUAAUUUAGUUGAAUGUGGUACCAGUUCUUUAUAACGGGAUUGUCUAUGUAGCUGUUCAUCUAGGUAGGGCCAAAUAAUAGAUGUAAUGCAACAGUUUUCCGUACUUGGCUGAUAUAUCUCUAUUAUAACAAUUUUAUUCUUCAGUAUAGCACUGUGAUUGCUAACCAAAGACAAGAAACAUUGUGUAGUCUUUUAGGAUCACACCUUCAGGCCAGCUCAGCUUCUGGAAUACUGAUUUCAUUGCUAAUAAAUAUAAAAGUCUAAAUGAAAAUACAUUUUACUUUCUUUUGUCAUCAGUCAUAAAACAAGUGAAAUAUAUUUAUAAAGAGACUAAUUACCUGUUUCUAGAUCUAAAGGUCUACGGCUCUUCUUACAGCAAAGUAGGCAAUAUAGCUUGUAGAACAAGGUGCAUGCACUGUUUUCCCUUUUCUCUAUAUGACCAGACUUAAAGUGGUGAUACACUUAAACAGUGCUUGUGCAAUCGCUCUGACGCUGUCAUGAAUCCAUCUCAUAAUGAAGGAACUCUGAAAUCUGUGAAACGGGAAAGGUCAGCAUGGCAUGGAGCCCAUAGGAAAGCAGUAGCUAUGUUUUCUUAACAGUGGUGAGGAUAAAUGUCCUCUUAGUCUUGAAACUGGGCAUCCUCAUUUAAAAGAAGUGAUUAAUCUGGAUUAUUUCUCUUUUGUGUUUCUAAACCUUAUUGAUUUAAAAAGAAGAGCUUAUACUGAAACCAAAACAUUGAUUCAAAACUGCUAAGUGCCUUGGAAUAUUAUAGUACUUUGUGAAUAGAUUAUCCAGUUACUAUUUUUAUUUCUGCUUUGGGAUUUUCAAGUUAUGAUUAACAGUUAUUUAGUCUGUGCAGACAGGAAUGAAUGAAAUUUUAUUAUCCAGCUGUAUUAGACUGGAUUUCCUGCUGAAUAUCUGAAGCAAUAGAAAAUCCUAAGAAGUUUACAUAGAGUUUUAAGACCAUUAAGAGUAAGAAAGACUUCAAAAUGUUUUACUGUUUUGUUUAUACAUAUUUUUUUAUCAACCUAGGUUUAAAUAGAGUAUUUCUGUCCUUAAGAUGUACUAUACUGGAAAGCAUUAUUUU